AUGCCGGUCAUGAAGGGGUUGCUGGCCCCGCAAAACACCUUCCUGGACACCAUCGCCGCCCGCUUCGACGGCACGCACAGUAACUUCCUGCUGGCCAACGCACAGGGCCCACGGGGCUUUCCCAUCGUCUACUGCUCCGACGGCUUCUGCGAGCUCACAGGCUACGGGCGCACCGAGGUCAUGCAAAAAACCUGCAGCUGCCAUUUCCUCUACGGUCCAGAGACCAGUGAGCCAGCCCUGCAGAGGCUGCACAAGGCCCUGGAGGGCCAUCAGGAGCAUCGGGCUGAGAUCUGCUUCUACCGAAAGGAUGGCUCAGCCUUUUGGUGCCUCCUGGAUAUGAUGCCCAUCAAGAAUGAGAUGGGGGAGGUCGUGCUUUUCCUCUUUUCGUUCAAGGACAUCACCCAGAGUGGAGGCCCAGGACCUGGGCCCCCAGGAGGCCAUGGGGACAGUAAUCAUGAAAACUCCCUUGGCAGGAGGGGAGCCAGCUCGAGACUUCGAUCUGCCAGGAGGCAGAGCCGCACUGUCCUGCGCCGACUGACUGGCCACUUCAGCCACCGGGGCCAGGGAGGCAUGAAAACCAAUAAUAACGUGUUUGAGCCAAAGCCAUCAGUGCCUGAGUACAAGGUGGCCUCCGUGGGGGGGUCCCGCUGCCUCCUCCUCCACUACAGCGUCCCCAAGGCUGUCUGGGAUGGCCUCAUCCUCCUCGCCACCUUCUACGUUGCCGUCACUGUCCCCUACAAUGUCUGCUUCUCGGACGAUGAUGACACCCCCAUCACUUCCCGACACACCCUUGUCAGCGACAUCGUCGUGGAGAUGCUCUUCAUCCUGGAUAUCAUCCUGAACUUCCGCACCACCUAUGUGUCCCAGUCUGGCCAGGUGGUCUCUGCUCCUCGUUCCAUUGGCCUCCACUACCUGGCCACCUGGUUCUUCGUUGACCUCAUUGCCGCUCUGCCUUUUGACCUGCUUUACGUCUUCAACAUCACCGUGACAUCACUGGUGCACUUGCUGAAGACGGUACGGCUGCUGCGGCUCCUGCGGCUGCUGCAGAAGCUGGAGCGCUACUCCCAGUGCAGCGCUGUGGUGCUCACACUGCUCAUGUCCGUCUUUGCACUCCUUGCCCACUGGAUGGCCUGUAUCUGGUAUGUCAUCGGGCGUCGGGAGAUGGAGGCCAAUGACCCGCUGCUCUGGGACAUCGGCUGGUUGCACGAGCUGGGCAAGCGGCUGGAGGUGCCCUACGUCAACGGCUCCGCGGGCGGCCCGUCGCGGCGCAGCGCCUACAUCGCUGCGCUCUACUUCACGCUGAGCAGCCUCACCAGCGUGGGCUUCGGCAACGUGUGCGCCAACACCGAUGCGGAGAAGAUCUUCUCCAUCUGCGCUAUGCUCAUAGGCGCGCUGAUGCACGCCGUGGUUUUUGGGAACGUGACGGCCAUCAUCCAGCGCAUGUACUCGCGCCGCUCGCUCUACCACAGCCGCAUGAAGGACCUCAAGGACUUCAUCCGCGUGCACCGCCUGCCGCGGCCGCUCAAGCAGCGCAUGCUCGAGUACUUCCAGAGCACGUGGGCCGUCAACAGCGGCAUCGACGCCAACGAGUUACUGCGCGACUUCCCAGACGAGCUGAGAGCUGACAUUGCUAUGCACCUGAAUCGGGAGAUCCUGCAGCUGCCGCUGUUUGGAGCAGCGAGCAGGGGCUGCCUGCGGGCCCUCUCCCUGCACAUCAAGACAUCGUUCUGCGCUCCGGGCGAGUACCUGUUGCGCCGUGGGGACGCCCUGCAGGCACACUACUAUGUCUGUACCGGCUCGCUUGAGGUGCUCCGCGACAACAUGGUGCUGGCCAUCCUGGGGAAAGGGGACCUGAUUGGGGCAGAUAUCCCUGAGCCGGGGCAGGAGCCUGGGUCAGGGGCAGGCCCAAGCUUCGUGCUGAAGACCAGCGCUGAUGUGAAGGCUCUCACCUACUGUGGCCUGCAGCAGCUGAGCAGCCGAGGGCUGGCUGAGGUCCUGAGGCUCUAUCCUGAGUAUGGGGCUGCCUUCCGGGCUUGCCUACCCCGGGACCUCACCUUCAACCUGCGCCAGGGCUCUGACACCAAUGGCCUCAGCCGCUUAUCCCGGUCCCCUCGCCUCUCCCAGCCCCGCUCGGAAAGCCUCGGCUCCUCAUCAGACAAGACCUUGCCAUCCAUCACAGAAGCCGAGGCUGGGGCAGAGCCUGGGGGUGGUUCUAGGCCCCGCCGGCCCCUCCUGCUGCCCAACCUCAGUCCAGCACGGCCCCGGGGCUCCCUGGUCAGCCUUCUGGGCGAGGAGCUGCCCCCAUUCUCAGCCCUUGUGUCCUCCUCUUCCCUGUCCCCAUCCCUCUCGCCUGCCCUGGCUGGCCGGAGCCACAGCCCCUCCCCUCAUGGCCCCCACAGGGGCUCUGCUACCUGGAAGCCCCCCCAGCUUCUCAUUCCCCCACUGGGAACCUUUGGACCUCCGGACCUCAGUCCCCGGAUAGUGGAUGGCAUUGAGGACUCUGGCAGCACAGCAGAGGCCCCUACAUUCCGGUUCAGCAGGCGGCCUGAGCACCCUAGGCCCCGCUCGCAGGCCCCGCUUUCAGGGACCAGGCCCAGCCGGGAACUGGCCACUGAGGCCGAGGAGGUGAAGGAGAAGGUCUGCAGGCUGAACCAGGAGAUCUCCCGUCUCAACCAGGAAGUGGCUCAGCUUAGCCAGGAGCUUCGACACAUGAUGGGCCUGCUGCAGGCCAGGCUGGGUCCCCCAGGCAACCGAACAGCCUCAGCUUGGCCCCCAGACCCUCCUUGCCCCCAACAGAGGCCUCCAUGCAUCUCUCCCUGUCUGUCUGGACUGCCACCUAACCUCCAGGAUACUACUUUUGCAGAGGUCCACUGCCCGGCCAGUGUGGGGACAGCAGAGAUGGGGGCUGCACCCCCUGACCUGAGACCUUCUGUACUCUCCCACUACCCCUCAGAGCCUGACCCUCUGGUAGCCUCCCCAGUGCCAGAGGUCUCGUCCCCAACCCCAAGCCUCACGAGGCAUAGCUUCCGGUCCAGAUCAGACACUUUCCACUGA
Diceros bicornis minor is the source of this 3054-nucleotide messenger RNA. RefSeq names its product potassium voltage-gated channel subfamily H member 4 (gene KCNH4). Gene Ontology annotation, molecular function: voltage-gated potassium channel activity. The record is from RefSeq and is a predicted model, not a curated record. Gene Ontology annotation, biological process: regulation of membrane potential; potassium ion transmembrane transport. NCBI's taxonomy places the organism in Eukaryota, Metazoa, Chordata, Mammalia, Perissodactyla, Rhinocerotidae. The transcript has 16 exons. The coding region runs from base 1 to 3054 and encodes 1017 amino acids. Gene Ontology annotation, cellular component: membrane.